Molecule: messenger RNA, 2006 nt
Organism: Scatophagus argus
Lineage: Eukaryota; Metazoa; Chordata; Actinopteri; Scatophagidae
Product: kynurenine 3-monooxygenase
Exons: 15
Coding region: 162-1577 (471 amino acids)
Biological process (GO): NAD+ metabolic process; quinolinate biosynthetic process; L-tryptophan catabolic process
Cellular component (GO): mitochondrial outer membrane
Molecular function (GO): kynurenine 3-monooxygenase activity; FAD binding; NAD(P)H oxidase H2O2-forming activity
Source: RefSeq, a predicted model, not a curated record
CCUCAGUUAUCUGUCUGUCUGUUUGCUUUGAAAAGGGAACUGACUUCGAGUGACAUUCACGGGACACUCAGCCCCUCCUCUUAUGAAUCUUUACCUACCUCUGUAACUCAUUUUAAACGGGACAGUUAGGAGGGUCAGAGCAACGGAGAAACAUAAGCCCAAUGGAGGAAUCAACAGGCAGAUCAACCAGGAAAAAAGUUGUAGCAGUGGUUGGCGGAGGUUUGGUUGGGGCACUGAAUGCCUGCUUCUUUGCCAAAAGAGGCUUUGAUGUGCAAGUGUUUGAAGCUCGGGAAGAUAUCCGGCAAGCCAAAAUUGUGAAAGGGAGAAGCAUCAACCUGGCUUUGUCUCACAGGGGUCGGCAAGCGCUGAAACAUGUUGGAAUGGAAGAGAAGAUUGUUUCCCAGGGAAUCCCCAUGCAUGCAAGAAUGAUACAUUCGCUGAAUGGGAAGCAGUCCCCGAUCCCUUAUGGCAAGAAAGGCCAGUACAUCCUGUCAGUAGACCGAGCCAAUCUAAACAAAGAGCUGCUAAAAGAGGCAGAGACGUAUCCAAACGCAAAGUUGAACUUCGAUCACAAGCUACAGGACUGUAAUGCUGAAACAGGGCUAAUGACCUUUGUCAGGUCAGAUGGGUCCACGGAGCAAAUCAAGGCAGACCUGAUUGUAGGCUGUGAUGGAGCUUUCUCUGCCAUUCGCAAGCAAUUCCUCCGUCGCAGCCGCUUCAACUACAGCCAGACCUACAUCCCUCAUGGCUACAUGGAGCUCACCAUGCCACCCAUCAGUGGAGAGUUUGCCAUGAAGCCUAAUUAUCUGCACAUCUGGCCACGAAACACAUUCAUGAUGAUUGCCCUGCCCAACUUGGACAAGACAUUUACCUGUACCCUGUUCAUGCCCUUUGACGAUUUUGAGAAGAUCACCACAGGAGACGAAGUCAUCGAGUUUUUCCAGAAAUACUUCUCCGAUGCUGUACCACUAAUAGGAGUAGAAAAUCUCAAGAGGGAUUAUUUCCGACUGCCUGGACAGGCCAUGGUGUCUGUCAAGUGCACCCCAUAUCACAUUGAUGACAAAUGUGUCCUUAUGGGCGAUGCAGCCCAUGCAGUGGUGCCUUUCUAUGGGCAGGGGAUGAACGCUGGCUUUGAGGAUUGCAUUGUCUUUGAUGAAAUAAUGGAGCAGUUCAGUGAGGAUUUCAGUGCUGUACUACCUGAGUAUACCAGAGUGCGAGUUCCAGAUGACCAUGCAAUUGCAGACCUGGCCAUGUACAACUACAUCGAAAUGCGAGCCCAUGUGAACUCGAGAUGGUUCCUGUUUAGAAAACAUCUUGAUAACUUCUUCCACUUUGUCAUGCCAAAGACAAUAAUUCCACUUUACACCAUGGUGACUUUCACUAGGACACGGUACCAUGAAGCUGUGGCGCGCUGGCACUGGCAAAACAAAGUGAUAAACCGUGGCCUGCUGCUCAGUGCUACCGGAGCUGUUUUUGGAGCCACCUACUUGCUCAUUAAAAAUCCUCCUGAUAUCAACAAGCUCAUCAUCCCCGCUGAGAAAAUGUGGAACAGACUCAUGGCCCUCAGGAUCCAGUGAGCACCGUCUCUGAUGUGACAGACAAGUGAAAAGAAUGGAGCAUUAAACACUAGAAUGAAUUGAGAGGGUCCAAAUUUUAAUUAGAGUUUGAUUGAAUCCUCCACUGAACACAAUGAAGGCUCUGAAAGGCUCAGGCAAAUUAAUGUGCUAUUACAAUAAUUAUCCUAACUUAUACAAGUCAUAAUGAUUGAUAAUAACAUUUCAUCAACUUAAAAGAUAACAAUUUGACUUGAAGGAGGUCAACAGUGGAUUUUUUCAGUCUUUAGAUUUAAUUAUUUUUAUGCCAUUACCAUCCUCAUCAUUGGCACAAUUUUAAACAUGAAAACCAAGGUGUCAGUACUAAACUCAGUCAGAGGCUAUUGUACAUGCGGUAUGAAUUCAUAUAAAUGCUAAUACAUGAAAUGCAAAUAAAUGCUCCCUCAGCUAAUA